Molecule: messenger RNA, 465 nt
Organism: Protopolystoma xenopodis
Lineage: Eukaryota; Metazoa; Platyhelminthes; Monogenea; Polystomatidea; Polystomatidae
Source: the annotation of a GenBank genome assembly
AUGAGUCGGUGUUUUUCUACUUCUUCGGCGGCCACUCCACCACAAGCACCAUCAGGCGGCAAUGUUAACCUUCAGCGGCGCUGCUCAGUUGAUGCCUCUCCCGGGACUAACCCUUCCUUUCAGGCGCGCUCAAGUACUGAUUCUGAAUCCUCUUUCCUACCUGCUGGCCAGUUUGUAUGUGAGGAGGCAGAAACACAGCCUUUGCCGAUGUCUUUGGCUAGAAAUCUUUUAGAAACCGCUUUCUCAGAAAUCCCACUUCACCGAGAGCCACCGGGUCGUGGCCGGGCCUCACCUCCUGCCUCCAGCUCUGUAUCUGCAUCUCUUUCCAUCUCCCCUUCUCUUUCGCCAUCGCCAUCUGUCUCAGCCUCGGCUUCUUGUUCUAUGCCGCAGGUGACAAAUGAGAACGGUUACGUAAUGAACCCUCAGCCACUCGAUGUUAGGCGCGAUCAGGUAUGCAGCGUUUGA